AAUGGUUGUACGCAACACAUGGGCGGUGAGACUGUUCACUGCGACUGGCAGGCAAGGAACAGGCUGAUCUGCAUCCCGGAAGAAUGUCUAGCUCAGGUGUAAAGUGCGCCACGAAACCAUGCGUCACGUCGUGCCCUGAUGCGGAAGUAGUGAUAUUUCCUCCCCCACUGAAGCUCACCCUACCAGGACUGAUCCUUGCCACCUCUCCCGGUAAAACCCUAGUGGAAACGGAGACUGCGUGCCUCACCAACGGGUCUGACGGCAAUUGCGCAGCGCUUGUAACCAAGUCCUCUGGUCCGCGUGCUAUUUGUGGCUCCACCCCAUGUUGCAUAUCAACUACUCCUGACUCUCAAAUGGUGAUAAAGCCACCUCCUGUGUGCAUUACAAUCCCUGGAGCUGUCCUCACCAGUUUCCCAAAUGAGUGUCUCAUCGCAACCUCACAACCCUGUAUCCCUGCUGGCUCCAAGCCACUGGCCAUCACACGGUCGACAUCAGUUACCAAUGGGUCCGUCACCUCAGCUCCUCUGACUCGCUCUUCCUCGGUCCCAUGCGGGCUUGACAGCGAAUCGAAGUGUGUGACACAAGGGGCCAGUUCCAAGGUAGUGAUAUACCCUCCGCCCAUUGAACUCAUCAUUCCAGGACCUGUCCUUGAAAUUGCAGCUGAGGAGUGCACAGUGGAAGUCCACAAUCCGUGUGAAAACUUGUCCGCCAUCACCAGUGGUGAGCAGCGCGAAACCAAGGCCCUGACAGCCCAUGCAAACUCCUCCACCGAAGUGUGCGGUUCCAUGGGUGCAUCUCCAUGUGUGUCCCAGGGUCCAGAGAUGAAGAUAACAAUACAGCCCCCUCCAAUCGCCGUGGACCUUCCCGGCCCGAUUCUUCAAGUCUUCCCUGAAGAAUGCAAAGUAGAAACGCUGAGUCCCUGCUCUCCUGAGAACCCAGCGCUAUGUGAAUCUUCUUCACCAGCCCUGACCAAUGGUGACAGUUCAGGGCGCACUGUAAAGCGUCCUCUGCCUGACAUCAGAAGACCCCCACGCCCUUGGGCAGAGAUGUACAGUCGGUCGGUGACUCCCCGAAGCCUUACGACAGCCCCGCCGCCGAUUCCAAAGCACCGAAAGUCUUUCAGCUCUGCAAGUUGCUACUGAGCUCUGAGAGAAUGUAAACAACAAGGAACAUUUGGAAUGAAAAUAUGUAGUUUAGAGUGUGGGCAGGAGUCCCCCACCGUAACUUGUAUAGAAUGAAAUUUCCUAAUAUAUAAAACUGGGUUCCAUUGAAAUCCAUGGAAUUAAAAUGCAUACUGAGGACCCACUGAUUUCUAUGAGACUUUAGGUGCACUUAACUGUGUCUAGAUUAUUUUUUCCCCCUCCUCUUAAUGAUACAAUUGGAUAGUUCGAAGAAUAAAAGGUGCCUUGAUCUUUUUUCUUGUACCUGUGUCUUCGCAUUCGAGAGCACAAGUAUAUGUUGCAAAUGUCAGGUGUUAUUUCACUAUCGUGGCUUCCCCCCCCCCCCCAAGCUAUACUUGGAACAGGACGUAGAAAUUGACCUUUUAGGUCAGAAUGAAAUAGAAAGCAUCUAGAAGGUCCCAGGUUUAAACCUUGUCAUUUCCAAUCAAAUUAUCUGAGAAGGUAGUAGGCCUGACCAUUCUCUGACAGAGAUCUAUUGCCAAUCAGUAGUACUGAGCGAGAUGAACCAUCAGUAUGGCUCCAUAUUCGGGGUUUUCAAAAUGUUCCGUGAAUUCUGUUUCAAUGCCAUUUCAUUCAGUCGUAAUGUAAUGUGAAAUGAAAGGGCGCCACCAUGAUUUCUUAUCCCAUUCGAAAUGGAUACUUGAAGUGAUCACUUUAAACACCUUUGCUAGGAAGGAAGCCCUGUGACACAGAAUUGCACCUACUUUUAAGUAAUCUUGGUUAGGAUUACUUUACGGUACUCCAUGAGGAAUGGGUGUUUUCUGGGGGGGUAGGAUGGGGAGCAGAGAAGAAGGUAAGGAUUUUUUUUUCUAAAUUAUAAGUGGUGGGCUUUUUAUUUAUGGAUAUAUGUAUUUUGUAAACGACGUGCAUCAUAAUUUAAAUAAUACCCAGACUUUGUUCGUGU
Molecule: messenger RNA, 2085 nt
Organism: Sphaerodactylus townsendi
Lineage: Eukaryota; Metazoa; Chordata; Lepidosauria; Squamata; Sphaerodactylidae
Product: mucin-5AC-like
Exons: 2
Coding region: 84-1142 (352 amino acids)
Cellular component (GO): intermediate filament
Molecular function (GO): structural constituent of cytoskeleton
Source: RefSeq, a predicted model, not a curated record